CCCGGCUGUCCCCGGCCCGACACUGGGGCACCCCCGGACCCCCGGCCUCAACACCCCCGCUGCGGCCAGCACCGCACCGGCCCCAGUUCCCGUGCACAUCGGCCGGACUGUCACACACACACAGCCCCGCUGUGACUCCCUCCGAGUGCCUCAGUGCCAUUCAGUGCUGCCCAGCUCUCAGCGAUCAAGCCGGAUUGCGAGUUGGGAUUCCCAUCCCAGCCAUACUCCUGGGGGCAGCCCAGUGGCGGUGAUCCCUGCAGCUUGGCAUGGGGAGCCAUGGAAAUAUGCCAGGAUGAACUGGGGGGAUCCAAAMGGGUUGAGCCACGGGACCGGAGCAGGAAAGGUGAUGCAGUCCCAGUGGGAUGAGCCAUGGGGUGCCAGAUAGGAUGAGCUGUGGGGUUCYAGAGGGAUGAGCCAUGGGAUCCACUGGAGUGAGCCAUGGGGCCCCACUGGGGUGAGCUGUGGUCCCGUCAAUGCGGCCCACGGAGCAGCACGUAGAGUAGGCCCCAGUGCAGGCAAUGUCGUGGGACAGGAAGUCUGGUGCGGAAGCCGGCAGCCCUGUGCGAGGCUGUUCACACGCGUCCCUGUCAGCUCCCCCAUGGCGGCUCCUGGCACCUUCCUCGUACCUGUCCUCCUCCUCUUCCUCUGUGGGCCGGACCCCUGCCCCGCUGCUGCCCAAAGCCACUCAGGGGUGGAGUGUAUCUUCUUCAAYGAGGAGUACAUGACCUGCAUGUGGGGGAGCAGAGAAACAGUCACCGUCAACUACUCCCUCUACUACUGGUAUAAGAAUGCAUCUGAGAAGGUGGAGUGCAAGCACUACCUGCAGAACCAGGGUGUCAGGAUCGGCUGCUACUUCAACAAGAGYGAGCUCAUCCAGUUCCAGCCUUUCCAUGUCCUCGUCAAUGCCAGUGUUGGCGGCAAGACCCUGGAGAUUCCCAGCAAGCGCAUGGAGCUGCAGGACCAGGUGAAACCAGGGGUGCCCAUCAACCUGACCAUGAGCAACAUGAGCAACAAUCAGCUGCAGCUCACCUGGGCCACCCCGUACUCCAGACCCAACUGCCUGGAGCAUGCCGUCAAGUACAAGAGCAACAAGGACACCAGCUGGACGGAGCUCUCGGUGAAUGGAUAUGUGUUCUCCUUACCCAGCGUGGACUAUGAGAAGUACUACACCUUCUACGUGCGCAGCAAGAUCAACCAGUUCUGUGGCAAGACCCAGCUCUGGAGUGAGUGGAGCGUUCCUGUUGUCUGGGGCAGCAACUCCAGCAGCAAAGGCACGGUGGAGGAACAGCUGCACUGGUUUGGGAUCCACACAAUCUUGGUUCCUAUUGCCUCCUGCCUCCUCCUGCUGGUCCUUGUCAUCCUGCUGGUGCGCAUGGAAAGGGUAUGGGUCAUCCUGAUGCCCCGAAUUCCCAAUCCCAGCAAGAAUUUUGAUGAGCUGUUCAUUACACACAACGGCAACUUCCAGGAAUGGGCUGGAGUCCCCAAAGAUGUCGUGGAGAGCUUCAAGCCCAACUACAGUGAGAACAUCUGCUAUGUGACUGAGCUGCCACCCAAGGACAGCCACGAGCCCACCUGGGACAGCAGCAACCACCCACCACCUCCAAUGCCAACUGCCCCCAGCGAGCACAGCCCCUACAAGAACAGCUAUGGGAGAGUGUGACACAAUCCUGCAGCCCUGCAGCCCCCUGCUCCACAGCUUUGCUGCCCAAACCUUACUGCUCUGCAGGCCCCGCUCCCUGCUCCUGCCAUGCCUCUGCCAAAUGCCCUGGAUCCCUGGUCUUGCUUCCUGCCAGCUCCCUGCUCCGAGUGCCCACAGGCACAUCCAGGGACAUGUCCUGGCGAUCAACAGGCAGGUGCCACUGGCCAGCUGGUAGCAACACAGGGGUAGAGAGUCCCAGGAGGGCCAAGUGUGGAAAAAUAAUGGAAGACGGGCAAGGAAGAUUGUAAACAUGCUCAAGUGGCUUGCGGCUGAUGUAGAAAAACACAUACACCAUACUCAUAGUUGUUUAGCCUUGUGUGUUCAGUAAGUAGAACUGUAUUUAGAUAACACAAGUCUGUGACAGACUUAGUGGCACCUUAUUUAACAUGCUUGAGAUUCCAGUCCUGCUGUAGGAAAGAUCAAAUCACAGUGGUAAACCACGACUCCACAGAUCCUUGAUAGACAGGCAAAAACAGCAGGUUCAGUGAUCACCUAGGGUGGAUCAAGCUCCACAGUGCCUGCAUCUCUGCUUAUGUGCUUCUGCCUGGGUGCUGCUUGGAGGAUCCUCCAUUUGGCGAGGCAAUAAAAAUAAAUUUCAUCUUUGCCUUGUA
This is a messenger RNA of Malurus melanocephalus (red-backed fairy wren), 2310 nucleotides long. It is a transcript of the gene IL2RG, whose product is annotated as interleukin 2 receptor subunit gamma. The record is from RefSeq and is a predicted model, not a curated record. Gene Ontology annotation, cellular component: membrane; external side of plasma membrane. The transcript is spliced from 8 exons. Gene Ontology annotation, biological process: cytokine-mediated signaling pathway. Gene Ontology annotation, molecular function: protein binding; cytokine receptor activity. NCBI's taxonomy places the organism in Eukaryota, Metazoa, Chordata, Aves, Passeriformes, Maluridae. Bases 410 to 1660 code for a protein of 416 amino acids.